UCAAACUCAUUAUCAUAUUUAUACAAGCUCUGAGGAUCGGCUUCAAAAAUCUCAGCUAUUUGCGAAACUAUCGAAAUGGUUUUUUGGCUCAAUAUUCUUGGCUGGUUACUUUCCGUCGUAACUAUUGUGGGAAACGGAUUUGUAGUCGGCCUUGUCUCCAAGAAUCGUCAACUUCAUUCCUCGGCAAAUUGGUUCGUCCUUUCCUUGGCAGUGGCCGACUUAACGAUCGGAUUUGCCGUCUUUCCGUUACAAUAUCUUUGUAUCGAGAAAAUAAAGUGCGACUCCUUCGUGACCACGCCAAUGUUUUGGUUCUUUCUUCACUCGUCAGUUACCAAUCUCUGUACAUUGACUUGGGAUCGCUAUAUCGCCAUAGUUCACCCUUUUAGGUAUACUAACUUCAUAACCAAAAGACACCCUGGAUUGGUCAUCACAGCAGCUUGGUUGAUUCCCUUUGCGAUUUCACUAUCACUAUUGGUGGGGAUGUACGCAACAGACUCCACAACUGCAUGGAAAAUUCUACGUCUAACAGGCGUCUCUGUCUUUGACAUGAUAUCCUGCAUGCUGCUUCUUUAUGCUGUGGUUCGUAUCUUAGUUGUAGCUCGCGCCCAAGCCAAAAUAUCUAACGCGAUUCAACUACAACUUCAGUCUAACCAAUCUAGUGAAGUUACAGGAACAGUUCGUAAACGCAAAAGAUCCAACGCAGCUGGCUUCGUAGUGGCCAUAGUCGUGUUCUUCCUAGGAUGUUAUGCACUUGUAAAUUACUUAAUUUUAUGCUUCACAUUUUCUUGCAAAGUUCCGGGCAAAGCUGGUCAGAUUCUUAAUGUUCUUCUUGUUUUGAAUUCCGCUGCGAAUCCUGUUGUUUAUGCGUUUUGUAAGAAUGACAUUAAAACGCACAUGAAAAAGCUUUUUUGUAACUGGAAUAAGGACCAAGGGGAAAGUCGUGUGUAAGAAGUUCCCCCGUGGUAAGAUUCUGUGCGUCCAUCGUUUUCAAGUAUCCAUUUACAUUUUUCAAUUUUUUUUUUGAGACGAGCGGUGUUAUUUUCAAUAAUAUGCUUCUAUUGAAGACUUGUGUGAAAUCACUUAAAAUAGGUAUCAUAUGAUGAGUUGAAUUCACGCCAGUGUGGUUUAUUAUUACAAUUAGAUAACUCUCGAUGGGACGUAGUUAAAAACGGAAACAACUGAUAAACUGAAAUUUUUGUUUCACGCGCGAACUUUAUUUAAAUCGAUGUUUCCCACGGCAGAUUUCACUGACAAAACAGA
Messenger RNA from Pocillopora damicornis (cauliflower coral), 1260 nucleotides. RefSeq names its product octopamine receptor beta-2R-like. NCBI's taxonomy places the organism in Eukaryota, Metazoa, Cnidaria, Anthozoa, Scleractinia, Pocilloporidae. Gene Ontology annotation, molecular function: G protein-coupled receptor activity. Gene Ontology annotation, biological process: G protein-coupled receptor signaling pathway. Gene Ontology annotation, cellular component: membrane. The record is from RefSeq and is a predicted model, not a curated record.